AUGCGCAAUACCCUCGACCACUGCUACUCUAACUUCCACGAUGCAUACAAAGCCCUCCCCAGCCCUCCCUUCGACAAAUCCGACCACGACGCCAUCUUGCUCCUUCCGUCUUAUAGGCAGAAACUCAAACAGGAUGUACCAGUGAUGAGAACCAUUAAACGCUGGUCCGACCAAUCAGAAGCCAUGCUUCAAGAUUGUUUUGAUCACGCGGACUGGAAUAUGUUCCAGUCAGCCUCAGAGAACGACAUUGUUCGAUACGCUGACUCGGAAACAGGGCGUAUGGCCACAUAUGGGAAAGCGUAUCCUCCAGAGUUCUACUACGACACGUACAGUCCGCUGUGGCAGAACCGGCCUAGAGUCUAUGGCUUCAAACUGCAGUGGACCCAGAUGAACCCCAACUCUGUGGAUCGCAUCGUGGCCUACCGCCUCGGCAUACGUCAGAUGGGACAACAGCGGUGGUGGGAGCAGGAGAUCACUGUGGAAGGAACCAUCACCAAGGGAGAGCUGAUCACACACAACCUGACAGAGCUUAUCAAGCCAGAGGCCUAUGAGGUGCGCCUCACCCCAAUCACACGCUUCGGAGAGGGGGACUCCACGAUCAGGAUCAUCACCUACAGUGCUCCCGUCAACCCUCACCUGAGAGAGUUCCACUGCAGCUUCGAGGAGGAGCCCAUCUGCAUGUUCACACAGGACAAGAACGACGACUUCGAUUGGACGAGACACAGCGCCGCCACCCGUGACACCAAGUACACGCCCAACACAGGGCCUAGCGGUGACCGCAGCGGAUCCAAACAGGGUUUCUACAUGUACAUCGAGACAUCCCGGCCUCGGAAGGAGGGUGAGGUAGCAAGGCUGGUCAGUCCUUUCUUCAACGUGGCGCCCAAGAACCCGUACGGCAUCACAAAUCCCCCGGCAUACUGCUUCGGCUUCUUCUUCCACAUGUACGGAAAACACAUCGUGUCCCCAAUGAAGCCUGCAGAGAAAGGGUUUGCUGUGAAGAGCUCUAAAGUGAGUCCCUUUGCUGUAUGA
Messenger RNA from Oncorhynchus masou masou (cherry salmon), 1029 nucleotides. RefSeq names its product MAM domain-containing glycosylphosphatidylinositol anchor protein 2-like. The record is from RefSeq and is a predicted model, not a curated record. Bases 1 to 1029 code for a protein of 342 amino acids. Lineage: Eukaryota; Metazoa; Chordata; Actinopteri; Salmoniformes; Salmonidae. Gene Ontology annotation, cellular component: membrane. The transcript is spliced from 8 exons. Gene Ontology annotation, molecular function: protein binding.